Messenger RNA from Hansenula anomala, 2085 nucleotides. RefSeq lists its product as uncharacterized. The transcript has a single exon. NCBI's taxonomy places the organism in Eukaryota, Fungi, Ascomycota, Saccharomycetes, Phaffomycetales, Wickerhamomycetaceae. Bases 1 to 2085 code for a protein of 694 amino acids. The record is from RefSeq and is a predicted model, not a curated record.
AUGGUUACUUCUUUUGUCCACCUUGAACCAAGAAUUUUAACUGAUAAGUCUUCAGGUUCAGAUUCUGGAUCAAAAUCACAAUCUUCUUCAAGUUCAAAAUCAUCAAAAUGUACAGAUAAACAACGAUGUGAAACUGGUACAAACAUCACAGGUCUUACUGUUGGUUUAUCUAUUGGUAUCCCAGUCUUUGUCUUUGCAAUAAUUAUUGGAUUCUUCGUGUGGAGAUCUUAUAAAAAGGGUAAAAAAGAAUCUGAAACUGAUAAUGAUCCUGAUUUCUAUGGUGAAACUACAAUGUUACCAGACUAUCCAAAUAGAUUUAAUCGUGGUAAUAAUAAUGGAUUUGAUGAAGAUGAUGGUGUUUCCUUUUACUCAAACCCUUUUGCCAAUGAUAGUGCUCGUUAUCCUUCAAAAGUUUUAAAUCAUCCAGAUAUGUUGAAUCAAAACCAAAAUAGAGCUCCAUCUGUUAGCACAACUGUUCGCAAUGAUCCAUAUUAUGAAUCUUUCAAAUUGCCUUAUCAACACAAUACUGGUUCCCAUCAUUCAUUAGAUGAAUUUGCCAAAGAAAUGGGGUCGGAAUAUCCUGCGUAUCAUAUCACUUCAAGACCAAAUUCUCCAUAUAGAAGUGCAAACUCAAGUUCAAUCAAUGUUUCCACCAAUAAGAAUGUUAGAAAUUUGACUGAAAAGACUUAUUCAUUAGAAGAUCCAACAACAACUGAUUCUUCUCAAUCUUAUCGUGAAAGUAAAUUCAAUACUGAAAAUGUUUUGGGUGAUUCUCCUUUAGGUAAAAACCGUGAAAGUUCUUCAACUGAUGAUGAUGAUUACAAAGAUUCUUAUGAUAAUUUAGAUCCAAAUUCUGGUGCUGAUAAACGUCAAUCUCAACAUUAUAGACAAAAUAGUGAAUUGUCUUAUAUCGAUGAACCUGAAGUUUUAACAAACUCAUUUGAACAAGAAACAGGUGCUGAAGAAUUACCAGAACCAAAAUCAAAAGAAGUUAGUCCUGUUAAAAAAGUCACAGUCAGUGCCCCAUUAAAAGAUGCCGAAGAGGAAGAGGAAGAGGAAGAUGAAGAUAUUAAAAGAAUGAAGAGUGUUUAUAGAGUUUAUUUUGAUAGAGAAAAUUCAAUCAAGAAACCAAACUCAAAUGUUCCACAAUCAGAUAUUCCACCAUUACCAAAAGUUGAUACUGAACAAUUACCAGAACCUGAAUUAAAAGUUUAUGAAAAUGAAGAUGAAGCAAACACUUCUCUUUCAAGCCUAGAUCCAAAGCAAAAUUCAAGCAGUAAUUUACUUUCAGUUGCUCCACAACAAAAUGAUGAAAGUGCAUCUGCUGCUAAACAUAGAGCUGUUUCUUCAAUAUAUUCAACCAUCCCAUUAGCACAAUUUGAUGAUCAACCACAACCACCACAACAAGCAUAUUAUCAACAAAAUCCACGUUAUCAUCCCCAACAACAACAGCCACAACAACAUAUUUAUCAACCACCAUAUCCACAAGGACAAUACCAACAGCAUUCACAACCUUCAUCUCCACAACCACAAUUUGCGCCACCACCACAAUUUGCGCCACCACCAUUAGAACCAUUACAAUCAUUACCAACACCAAACAAAAUGGAUUAUAACUCUAUUGUUACCCAAACUGACUAUGCUCCAAAGAAAUCAUUAACUACAGGUAACAAGAAACCAGAUUUGAGUAUAAAACCUUUCAAUCCAUUACAUUAUUCUGAUCAAAUUUUCACCCCAACUUCACCAAUCUCACCCCCAUCACAACAAUUCCCACAACAACCUCAAGCAUCAUUCAAUAGUUCUAGUGGAGAUAGAAACAUUACACCACCUUCACCUCAUCAUAUUAGACAAAGUAUUGUUAUGAUGAACCCUGUGGAGAUUGGUAAACAAAGAAUCUAUAGACCUGCAGGUUCAUUCUCACAGAUGAAUAGUGCAAAUAGUUCAAGAAAUGCAAGUUUAACUAGUCAAUCUGCAUAUACAAGUCAGGAUGUUUAUCAGGCUCCAAGUUCUGCUGAAUUACCAAGAUCUGGUUCCCAAGCUGAUUUAAGAAAACAGUUAGGUGCUAGUGAUAAUUACAAUUUUGUUUGA